UGGUGAUGAAACGACUUAAUGACGUGGUAUACCGCAUACAAAGAAAUGGGAAAGCACGAUGUAAAAUGAAAGUAGUACAUUUGGAGAGGCUCGCCCCAUUUGGUUCAAGAGGAUUUGUGCCUAAUCGGGACGAUUAGGCUUUAGUGGAGGGCAGUGUUACAAAAAGUAGUAUUAAGUUGUAUUUGUAUUACUAUAUGCAUCCCUGAUUAUGAACAAUAGCUGUAGGUAUAUGGAAUAGCAUUUGUCUUGUUGUAGACAUCUGGCGCCGCACUGUCUGCUUGUCUAGUUAAACAAUUGCUGAGUCUGGCGCCGCGACUGUCUGCUUGCGUCUGGCGCCGUAUAGCCGUAUGUUCUGGUAAUUUCCAGACGCGAUAUUCUAGAAGGACACGUCGGCAUCAGCGAGAAGUGCGUGGCUAUAUAAGCCGUGGCAGCGCCAACGUAAUCAAUCAGUGCUAAGAGUAAACUGCUAUAGUGUAGACGAGUUGUGAAAUAAAGAGUUGUCGAAUUAAAUUAAACAGUGUUGAUUUUAUUUGUCAAUCCAGAGAUACGAACCUAACAAAGUGAACUAGCAAAGAGUAAAUUCGUAACAAUUGGUGUCAGAAGUGGGAUUGUCAAAUAAUCCAAAUUCAAGAUGGUUAAAUUCGGAGAAUUGAGAAUUCAGCAAUUAAAAAAAGAACUGGAGGAGCGUAAUUUGCCGAUAAGCGGGCAAAAGGCGGAUCUGCAGGCACGAUUACGUGAAGCAAUGGAAGCGGAUGGAAUUAAUGUGGACGAGUUCGAAUUUAAUGGGCCAGAAACUUCUACAAAGGUAGAAGAAAAAGUAGAAGAACAACGAACAUCAUCAAGUGCAGACAUGAACAUGCUGUUAGUGGCUUUUAAGCAAAUAAUAGCUGAAAAUAUAUCACAAAUAACAGAAAAUGCAGUGCAAACAGAAAAUCGUCUGGCACAGCAAAUAGCCGAGAAUGUAGUGCAAACAGAAAAUCGUCUGGCACAGCAAAUAACGCAAAUAGCUGAAAAUACAUCACAGUUAGAGUCUCGCCUUACACAACAAAUGACUGAAAAUAAUACGCAGUUAGAAAAGCGUUUGGCACAACAGAUUACAGAAAAUAAUACACAAGUGCAAGAGAAAUUUUCAAAAUUUGAAGACGAAUUAAGCACUUUAAAAAACGACGAAGAAAAUUUAAAAUCAGAAGUUCUUCAGUUAAGUAAUCGUGUGCGAGAACUGCAACUACAUGGCCCUGCACCAUCAAUAAAUAAUCAAAGAUUGAAGGCACCCACAUUCGAUGGAAGUAUUCCAUUUCAAAUUUUCAAACUUCAGUUUGAAAAGACAGCAAUGGCCAAUAACUGGAAUGCAGCGGACAAAGUGGCGUCCUUGUUUGUAUCAUUGAAAGGGCCUGCGGCAGAAAUCCUUCAGACUAUUCCAGACUGUGAACGGGACAACUAUGAGGCAUUGAUGAGUGCGAUAGAAAGACGAUAUGGUAGUGAGCACCGGAAACAAAUAUACCAGAUCGAACUGCAAAAUAGGGGUCAGAAAAUGAACGAGUCAUUGCAAGAGUUCGCAACUGAAAUAGAACGACUGGCUCAUUUGGCAAAUGCAGAUGCACCUGUGGAUUACAUUGAGAGGGUAAAAAUUCAAUGUUUCAUAAAUGGAAUUCGUGAUGUGGACACCAAACGCGCCACAUAUGCAUUGCCAAAAAGAACGUUUGCUGAAACGGUUUCGCACGCCCUCACACAGGAAACAGCUUCCCUACUAAGUAAACCAGCACACAAAGUACAAAGAGUUGAAAUGGAACAACCGGCGCUGAUGGAAGAAAUAUUGAAGACUCUGAAGACAAUUGCUGCACCGCGAGUAAAUACAACAGGAAGAUGUUUCAACUGUGGAAAAGCGGGUCACUUUGCCCGAAAUUGCAAUAUAAAAGUAAACCCAUCAAAACGGAAACAACCAACAGAUAACGAGGACGGAGCAUCCACAUCUCACAAGUCGUUAAACUAA
Messenger RNA from Bactrocera dorsalis (oriental fruit fly), 1990 nucleotides. RefSeq lists its product as uncharacterized. The coding region runs from base 632 to 1990 and encodes 452 amino acids. The transcript has 2 exons. NCBI's taxonomy places the organism in Eukaryota, Metazoa, Arthropoda, Insecta, Diptera, Tephritidae. The record is from RefSeq and is a predicted model, not a curated record. Gene Ontology annotation, molecular function: nucleic acid binding; zinc ion binding.